This is a messenger RNA of Salvelinus fontinalis (brook trout), 1174 nucleotides long. RefSeq names its product alpha-N-acetylgalactosaminide alpha-2,6-sialyltransferase 1-like. NCBI's taxonomy places the organism in Eukaryota, Metazoa, Chordata, Actinopteri, Salmoniformes, Salmonidae. The transcript has 9 exons. Bases 1 to 1107 code for a protein of 368 amino acids. Gene Ontology annotation, molecular function: sialyltransferase activity. The record is from RefSeq and is a predicted model, not a curated record.
AUGGGAGACGUUUUUACGGCUGGAUCCGGAUCUGCGCACAAGGAGACCCCCAUGCUCCGGCUGCAAAAAAAGGACUUCAAGCAAUAUCCCAUCUGGGCUUCUGAGGAUGUUUAUGUCCGGGACAAGCAAAAGAGACAGAUGACCUGUCCUCAGUCUCUGAGGAACUCCCAGAACACAGGCUUCAAGCAGGCCUUUAUACCAGACAUCCAGAUGUACCUCCACAGAGAACUACUCAACGUAUCAGAGUGGAACAGACUAGCCUACUUCAAUAACCCCUUUGGCUUUAUGGACUACACUAACUACACAGAGAUAAAGGCAGUGGUGGAUCUGAUCCCCAAGCCCAGAGAGCCCCUGCUCUUGCCACGGGGAAACCCUGGGUGUAUACGCUGUGCUGUGGUGGCAACAGGAGGAAUACUCAACGGCUCUAGGAUGGGCAAGGAGAUAGAUGCUCACGACUAUGUGUUCCGGAUGAAUGGUGCCGUAACCAAGGGUUACGAGGAGGAUGUAGGCAACAGAACCUCGGUCUACGUUCACACCGCCCACUCCAUCACCCAGUCUCUUCUCAUCUUCAAGAAAUAUGGCUACAACAGUGCACCGCAUGACAAGGGUAUAAAGUAUGUGCUGAUUCCAGAGGGGCUGAGGGAUUUCCAGUGGCUAAAGGGUCUAUUGGGGAGGACAACUGUCUCUGAUGGACCCUACAGGAACAGACGACCGUGGAUGCAAUACUCAGGAGAGUUUGAUGAGAACCGCUUCUAUGUUCUUCACCCUGACUUCCUCAGAUACGCCCGUAACAGGUUCAUGUGGUCCCAGGCGCUGAAGGGUUCUUAUUGGGCUAUAUGCAGACCUACUAACGGAGCAUUCACACUCUUCCUGGCCCUGCACACCUGUGACGUGGUGGAUGCGUAUGGAUUCAUCACUGAGGACCACAGUAAAUAUCCUAACUACUAUGCUGAGAGACACUCUAAAACCAGAGUCAUCUUCUACGCUAAUCACGACUACAACCUAGAGAUCAAGACCUGGAAGAAACUACAUGACACCAAGAUCAUCAGGCUUUAUCAGAGACAGGAGAGCCCAGAGAGAAAGACAGGAAAGCCAACAGAACCAUAAAACCCUGUCUGUCUGCAGAGAUGAGCAAAGAUACAUGGACAUAUCAUGUAUCUUGUUACAAAAUAAA